UCAAAUUUUUGGGGGUACUGAGAAAACUCAUUAUGUAAUGACAUUUUAAUUUUUCUCUUUGUUUCAAUUACAAAUAGUCAAGUCAAAUAAACAAUUACAAAUAGUCAAGAGAAGCAGCAAGGAUGAUGGAGUUGCUGCGGCUGCUCUCUCUGCUGCUCUUCGCUCGUGCGUGUCGAGCUCAAACAUUCGCACCAACACAAUUGAACGUCUCGGGAUUGGCGGACACUACGGGAUUGAACGUCUCGGGAUUGGUGAACACUACGGCAUCAUCCGAUCAACAGGACUUCAUUGAUAGUCUUGCAUCUGGCCUCAAACCCAAUGAUGUCAUCAUGAUCGAGUUCAUGGCAGAAGAUAGCAUUUCAGCAAUAAAUUACACUGCACAGUUCGAAAGUGUGAAGGCUAACGAAAAUAAGAUGAUGUAUACUGUGAGUGCUCCAAUGAACCUGGGGAAACCUUCGCCCGAGGCGAGCUUGUGCCUCUGGCUCUACCUGAAGAACCGCCGAUACAACGACGACGUCCUUAGCCUCACGGCGAAGGAAGGCAAUCAGUUCAACAUGGUCAACCUUGGGAUAUUUUCGUCGCAAUUAUACAUCCAGCACAUGAAGUGCACUCUUUACUACCCCUUCAACGUACCACUACGGCAGUGGAUUCACAUCUGCUUGGCAAUGGGAGACCGAAUCGUCACCUACAUUGAUGGAAAAGUCAUGGCUCCUAACCAGGAUUGUUCUUUUGGAGGAACAACCUUACUCACAUCCAGUAACAGUCAGCUCGUGUUAGGCGGGAAUAAGAUGGUUUUGAAACCCCUAUGUGGUAAGAUAGCGGACGCCCGGCUCUACCUAGAGAAACUUGGACUCAACAAAGUACAGGAGGUACGAUCCUUCGUCAACACUACUGGGGAGUACAUCUCGAUGAUUAAAAUGCCCUCAUCUACUUCUCUUGUACCUGCGUCAGCUGCUAUAACUGCAUUUGACAAGGCAGAUCUGACCGCAAAUCAAUCAGCAAGUAUGUGGUUUCAAGUGACCAAAACACUGCCUUACUACAAGGCUGCCAGCGUUUGUAAAAGAUUUGGCGGAACUUUGCUGGAUACGUCUACAGUUGAUAAUUCAGCUCUACUCGCCUAUGCCAGAAACGUGCUUAGCGAGAGUCUGUCCAAUUUUUGGGUGAUGUCGCCGAACAAUAGCUGUCUUUCCAUGAGCAUUUCCCCUGCUGGAAUUUCUUUCGAAAGUUCAAGUGAGUGUAAUCGUUCAAGACGUACUUUGUGUUCCGCUCUGAGGUCGAAAAUCUAUUACCUCAUCGGAGGUGCACAGUACGCUGAUGUCAACCGUUUGCCUUUGAAGAUGAUCGAAAAUAAGCUGACUUGGGAUGCUGAAUAUGACUUACGUUUAGAAUACUCAGAAUCUGAUAUGACUUUCUACAUCAUGAACUCCAUUUCUAAGGAAAUUUAUGUCAAAAAUAGUCUCCUUGCGAUGGACAAUCUCAUGGGUCGGAAACAAUGGCUUAUGACAGACGCUUCGCCACCUUUCUCUUUAUCUCUCACGUUGACAGCUUGUUCGGAAGGCGAGUUCACUUGCACAAAUGGACAGUGCGUAGAUCUUUGGCAAAUUUGCAACUUCAACGCUGACUGCGAGGAUUUCACAGACGAGCAACUCUGUAACUACACUCAAAAUCGACCAUCUUACUACGACAAUCAGCUGUCGGGCCAGAAGACCCUUGAAGUUGAUCUAAAAGUCGCUCUCUUGCGGAUUCUGGAACUCGACAUGAAUGAAGGUACUGUGAAGGUAAAUUUGCAAGCCACGGCCUACUGGAGGGACGAAAGAGUUGUAUUCCACAAUAUCUACAAGUGUAAUGAAACUUUGGUGCCUCAGAAAGAUGCCUCUUUUUACUGGCAGCCUGACAUACAAUUGGAUGGGGUCGUGAACGAAGAUGUGUCGGCUCUCUCCAUGGACACGGCGCCCGAUCAGAUGUACAUUAUCGCACAAGAACUCGGAAACGCUUCAACUUUUCAGGGAAAUGAAGUGAUAGAACACGCAGGAAAGGACGUACUCAUCAAACAUCAAAAGUCAGCAAUUAUGACUCUGAUGUGUCCAAUGGAUCUCUACAUCUACCCAUUCGAUAUCCAAACGUGCCGCUUCAACCUGUCUCUUCAAGGGAAGAUCAACUCCGACGACGUUCAGUGGUCGUUGUCUAAAGACGAGCAGUUGGAAUACACCGGGUCGCCGCUGCAGCUCUUCCAGUUCAUCUACUUCAAGAAGAAAUCCAAUCAGGACAAUCAACAUGCGAUGAUGUUCGAGCUACGGAUCGCACGUCGCUACGGUAGUGACAUCCUCGUAACUUUCUUGCCGUGCUUCGUCAUGGAGCUGAUCGGCCUCAGCGUCUUCGCCAUACCUCUGGAAAACCUAAGUGACAGACUCACCGUCAGCAUUUCUUGUCUCAUCGUCAUGGCAGCUCUGCUCACCCAGAUCGGCUCGACGCUGCCGGUCUCGGCAGACCCCAAGAUGAUCGACUCGUGGAUGUUCAUCCACGUGCUGAUCAUGGCGGUUGCGUUCUUCUGCAUGGUGCUGCUCGAGGUGGUCAACCAGAAGCUGGGGCCCGACAAGGAGGAAGGGGACCGAUGGUUGAAGAAAGUGAAGAUCCAUCCUUAUAAAGAUGAAGACGAAGAGACAGAAGAAGACCAGAACUUCACAUUUCCAACCAAGCUGAACAAAUAUCUGGCCAUCUUUUCUCUGCUUUCUUACUUCACGUUCGUGGUUGUCUUCAUUGGUUACAUCUUCGGCGUCCGAAACUCUGUGCUCGGAACUAAUUGAAUUUAUUGCAGGCUAUUAAGCCUUUGACGAGCCAUUCUUUUAUCGUUAAUAACGGAACAAAUUAAAAUGGUCGAAGGCAAUCACUAUCUUUGCUGAACUAUUCUUAUCAGAAACAACAACUUUGCUUACAAUUGAAUUUUUAAAUAAGUUCCUAUGAGUAAUUUAUUUCAUGCAAAUAAAAAUAUAAAUGUGCUUAAAUUUAUUCGUUACACCGCAAUAACCUUGCAUAAUAUACGAAAAACAUUAAUUUCAAUUGAUAUGUGGAAUAAAUAACUUCUUACUUCAAAGCGCUCCUUGAUUGAAUCGACACUUGACGACACGUUAUUUUUCAUGUAUUGUACGUUGUUUGAGCAUGUAUUUAUUGGCGGUUUAACCAUUUGCGCAAUUUUUACUCAUAGAGCCGAGUGCGCACUGACCACCAAGCAGUCAACGUUAUUCAGAAGCACUCUUUAGAAUUUUUUUCACGAUCAGAUUUUUGGAGUCGAAUCUAUUUAAAUAAUCAACCAGCACUUGUAGCCUAGUCUUGGUACAAUUUACUGCAAGCU
Messenger RNA from Hyalella azteca, 3349 nucleotides. RefSeq lists its product as uncharacterized. Lineage: Eukaryota; Metazoa; Arthropoda; Malacostraca; Amphipoda; Hyalellidae. The transcript has 8 exons. The record is from RefSeq and is a predicted model, not a curated record. Gene Ontology annotation, cellular component: synapse; neuron projection; membrane. Gene Ontology annotation, biological process: chloride transmembrane transport; signal transduction; nervous system process. The coding region runs from base 123 to 2804 and encodes 893 amino acids. Gene Ontology annotation, molecular function: chloride channel activity; extracellular ligand-gated monoatomic ion channel activity; neurotransmitter receptor activity.